CGCCCCUGCCCGGGUCUUAUAAGCCUCUCCCGCCUCCGAGCGUCUGAACUUCCCGCUGCCGGCCCCGCCAGGCGCCCGCUGCAGCAUGGCCUGGAACACCAAUCUCCGCUGGCGGCUGCCUGUCACCUGCCUGCUCCUGCAGGUGGCCCUGGUGGUCCUCUUCGGCGUGUUCGUGCGCUACGACGCCGAUGCCGACGCCCACUGGAUCGACGAUAGGCUGUCCCAGAACAUGUCCAGCGACAUGGACAACGAAUUCUACUAUCGCUACCCGAGCUUCCAAGAUGUGCACGUGAUGAUCUUCGUGGGCUUCGGCUUCCUGAUGACCUUCCUGCAGCGCUAUGGCUUCAGCGCCGUGGGCUUCAACUUUCUGCUGGCGGCGUUCGGCAUCCAGUGGGCGCUGCUCAUGCAGGGCUGGUUCCACCACUACGACCAAGGCUACAUUUUCAUAGGCGUGGAGAACCUCAUCAAUGCUGACUUCUGUGUGGGCUCCGUCUGUGUGGCCUUUGGGGCAGUUCUGGGCAAAGUCAGCCCCAUCCAGCUGCUCAUCAUGACUCUCUUCCAAGUGACCCUCUUCUCGGUGAAUGAGUUCAUUCUCCUCAGCCUGCUGGAGGUGAAGGAUGCAGGAGGCUCCAUGACCAUCCACACGUUCGGCGCCUACUUUGGGCUCACAGUGACCUGGAUCCUCUACCGACCCAACCUACAUCAGAGCAAGGAGAGGCAGAGUUCUGUGUAUCACUCGGACCUCUUUGCCAUGAUUGGUACCCUCUUCCUGUGGAUGUACUGGCCCAGCUUCAACUCAGCUGUGUCCAACCAUGGAGACGCCCAGCACCGAGCUGCCAUCAACACCUACUGCUCCUUGGCCGCCUGUGUGCUCACCUCGGUGGCACUGUCCAGCGCCCUGCACAAGAAGGGCAAGCUGGACAUGGUGCACAUCCAGAACGCCACGCUCGCCGGAGGGGUGGCCGUGGGUACUGCCGCCGAGAUGAUGCUCAUGCCUUACGGCUCCCUCAUUGUCGGCUUCAUCUGUGGCAUCAUCUCCACCCUGGGUUUUGUGUACCUGACGCCAUUCCUGGAGUCCCGGCUGCGGAUCCAGGACACAUGUGGCAUUCACAACCUGCAUGGCAUUCCCGGCAUCAUAGGCGGCAUCGUGGGUGCUGUGACGGCAGCCUGUGCCAACAGUGCCGUGUACGGCAAGGAAGGGCUUGUCCACGCCUUUGGUUUCAAGGGUAGCUGGACCUCAAGCACGCAGGGCAAGUUCCAGGCUGCCGGCAUCUUCAUUUCUCUGGCCAUGGCCCUGGUGGGCGGCAGCAUCGUGGGAAUGAUUUUGAAAUUACCGUUCUGGGGACAACCCUCUGACGAGAACUGCUUUGAGGAUGCAGUCUACUGGGAGGUGCCCGAGGACCAGAAGAACACUGCUUCCCGUCCUGAGGACCCCACCCUCAAUCCCUUAGAACCUUAAGCUCCCAGGGCAGGUGAGAAGCAGGCUCCACAGAAGGGGCUGGUGCUGACCGAGCUGGGAACACAAGCACAAGGCAAGCAGCACCCCAUUUGCUGGCCUGGCCCCAGGGCAUCUCCACCCCUUCCUUCCCCUUCAUCCCAG
This is a messenger RNA of Ceratotherium simum simum (southern white rhinoceros), 1600 nucleotides long. RefSeq names its product Rh family C glycoprotein (gene RHCG). The record is from RefSeq and is a predicted model, not a curated record. Lineage: Eukaryota; Metazoa; Chordata; Mammalia; Perissodactyla; Rhinocerotidae. Gene Ontology annotation, cellular component: plasma membrane; apical plasma membrane; basolateral plasma membrane. Gene Ontology annotation, biological process: ammonium transmembrane transport; ammonium homeostasis. Gene Ontology annotation, molecular function: ammonium channel activity.